AUGUGCUGCUGGUUGGGCAAAGAUAUACUGACAGUCUCCUGCCAUACCGGAUCAAAGGAAGACCAUGCUGCCGGUGCCAUAGACGUGGACAUUGCGCGGGCGAGCACGAACUGCGACAUUCCCGCCGCCGUCGCUGUUCACGCGGUUUCGCCUCUCGGCGGCACGCUUCCUUCAUGUCGUCUAUUGAACGCCGAGGAGGCUUGGGACGAGCUGUUGGAUCAGCUCGAUGAAAGAGACAACCGGGAUUACCACCGCCUGAACGUAAAAUCUCCUGGACAGGAGCCUUUGCUGAACGCUGAAGGGUAG
Molecule: messenger RNA, 306 nt
Organism: Aspergillus pseudoviridinutans
Lineage: Eukaryota; Fungi; Ascomycota; Eurotiomycetes; Eurotiales; Aspergillaceae
Exons: 2
Coding region: 1-306 (101 amino acids)
Source: RefSeq, a predicted model, not a curated record